AACAAUCAACCAUAAUUAAAAACCUUAAAUUGUGAUUGAAAUGAAAAAGUGAUCAAUUUCAAUACAACAUCAAAAUCAAAGUAAAUAAUCAUCUAAAUCGAGUGUUAAACUUUUCUGUUUUCAUCAGAAAACUUUUCAACCCUUUAAAUUUGUACAUUAUAAUUACGAUUAAUUAUCUAAUUUUAUUGUAACAAUUAGUAUUAAAAUGAUCCAAACACCAAUGUCUUCACCUAAAGUAAGUCUUAUUGAUCCAUCAGAACUACAUCGACCUGAAGAGGUUAAAGAGAAGACACAAUUCAGACAAUAUACAACUAAUCAAGAUGAUCCAAUUCAAAAGCGAGUCCAAAACACUUACCUUAAAAUGCACACUCACCAAACUUUGGACUUUGCAACUCGAAAAUUGGCCCAAUGGACUAAAUUUGAUAAAAUGGAAUUAACAAUUAUGGAAGGUUUGGAAAAAUUAAAUGACCUGAUCGACGAAUCGGAUCCCGAUGUGGACAUGCCAAACAUUGUCCAUGCCUUUCAAACCGCUGAAGAGAUCAGGAGGAAACAUCCGACCCUUGAUUGGUUUCAUUUAACUGGACUAAUUCACGAUCUUGGUAAGGUAAUGGCCUUUUAUGGUGAACCUCAAUGGUCAGUUGUCGGUGAUACAUUUCCGGUUGGCUGUGAAUACGCUGAUUCAAUUGUUUACAGAGAGACAAGUUUUAAUCUUAAUCCGGAUGCAUAUGAUUCAAGGUAUAAUACUAAGUAUGGUGUUUACAAUGCUAAUUGUGGAUUGGAAAAUGUUCAAAUGUCCUGGGGCCAUGAUGAAUACUUGUAUCGAGUUCUGGUUAACCAUCCAAAUAUGAAAUUACCUGAGGAAGCUCUUUAUUGUAUUAGAUAUCAUUCAUUUUAUCCAUGGCACAUGUCAGGUGAUUAUAUGUAUCUAUGUAAUGAGAAGGAUAAAGCGAUGCUGGAAUGGAUUAGGGAAUUUAAUAAGUUCGACUUGUAUACAAAGUCUGAAAUCGUUCCCGAUAUUGAUCAACUUCGUCCUUAUUAUCAAUCACUUAUCGAUAAAUAUAUUCCUGGUAAGGUGAAAUUCUAAUCACAAUUAAAACUCUCUACACUCAUCAACAAUCAACAUCUUCUGGAUCAGUUGAGAUUUAAUUGUCUAAAAUCUUAACCACAAACUUUAAAUAUUUACUCAAGAUUAUAUUUCUUAAUUGUUUCUUAAUUUAGUUAUGUUAUUAUCCUCAAUAUAUUCUCACCUUAUCCUUUAUCCAUUACUCAUUAUAAUUGUAUUUAUCUUUACUCUUAAUCCUAUUAAUCCUUGUGUAAAUGUAAUUGUCUCAAUACUGACUAAAUCUCAUCAAUAUAAAUAUAAAUAAUCAACAAUUGAAA
This is a messenger RNA of Panonychus citri (citrus red mite), 1380 nucleotides long. Its product is annotated as inositol oxygenase-like. Gene Ontology annotation, biological process: inositol catabolic process. The record is from RefSeq and is a predicted model, not a curated record. The transcript is spliced from 2 exons. The coding region runs from base 206 to 1084 and encodes 292 amino acids. NCBI's taxonomy places the organism in Eukaryota, Metazoa, Arthropoda, Arachnida, Trombidiformes, Tetranychidae. Gene Ontology annotation, molecular function: iron ion binding; inositol oxygenase activity. Gene Ontology annotation, cellular component: cytoplasm.